GACGUAGCGUCGGCGAAUUUCGGAUAGCCGCCGAUACGGACCUGAAUUCUACAUGACUGCCUGAGGCAUCUUCACAGUCACAACCACCCCUCAGACCUCUUGUGCGUGAUGGACCCUCUUCUAGAAGAAGCGCUCGCUGCUGGAAACCCAACACCAGCCAUCUCAAGCGCUACUGCAGUCUUCCCGAGCAAACUUUUAGCGAUCAGCGACAUCCAUCUCUCCUACAAAGCCAAUCGCGAGGCCUACGAGAAGCUGCAGCCGCAUCCAAACGAUGGCCUUAUACUGUGCGGAGAUGUGGGUGAGUCAGCCGAACACUGCCGCAUAGCUUUCGAGAAUGCGACGUCGUGCUUCAAGACGGUGUUUUGGGUGCCCGGCAACCACGAGUUGUAUACGAUGCCCACACAGAGAGAACACGGGGCGAGAGGCGAGAAGAAGUAUCUCGAAUGCGUCGAUAUCGCGCGCGAGUUUGGCGUGCAGACGCCUGAGGACGACUACAUGCUGUGGGAGGGAGACGGAGGGCCCUGCUUGAUCGCGCCUAUUUUCACGCUGUAUGAUUACAGCUUCCGUCCCGCUGACGUUAAGCUCGAAGAUGCACUCGAUUGGGCAAGGGAAAAGGAUAUAGAGGCCACGGAUGAGCACCUGCUACAUCCCGACCCAUACGCGUCGCGCAUUGAAUGGUGCCAUGCACUUGUAGAACAGACCGAAAAGAAGCUGUCCGCAGCUGUCGCAGCGCAUCCAGGCAUUCCACUAAUCAUAGCAGGACAUUGGCCGUUGAGAGAAAGCCUCGUUAAGCUUCCGAGGGUUCCACGGUUCUCUCUUUGGUGUGGCACAAAGAAGACGACGGAUUGGCAUAAAAGGUUCAACGCGAAAGUCGUCGUCAGCGGCCAUCUGCACAUUAGAAGGACUGACUGGGUUGACGAUACCCGCUUCGAAGAGGUCAGCUUAGGCUAUCCCAAACAGUGGCAGGAAUGCCUUGAGCAUGGUCUGGGUGUCAAUGAUUUGCUACGAGAGAUUUUGCCAGGCCCCGAGACGCCUUCAGCACAUAUGAGAGACACAGUAUGGAGGCGCUACGGCUGAAGCACGUGUAGUGCAUAAUGCAAGUUUGAUUGUUCCGCAAAGUUGUCAUGAGAAGCUGCAUCCCUUCUUUUCAGGAC
Messenger RNA from Dothidotthia symphoricarpi CBS 119687, 1154 nucleotides. RefSeq names its product metallophosphoesteras-like protein. The coding region runs from base 109 to 1077 and encodes 322 amino acids. Gene Ontology annotation, molecular function: hydrolase activity. Lineage: Eukaryota; Fungi; Ascomycota; Dothideomycetes; Pleosporales; Dothidotthiaceae. The transcript has 2 exons. The record is from RefSeq and is a predicted model, not a curated record.